Periophthalmus magnuspinnatus is the source of this 8020-nucleotide messenger RNA. It is a transcript of the gene shroom4, whose product is annotated as shroom family member 4. NCBI's taxonomy places the organism in Eukaryota, Metazoa, Chordata, Actinopteri, Gobiiformes, Gobiidae. Gene Ontology annotation, biological process: actin filament organization. The coding region runs from base 216 to 5570 and encodes 1784 amino acids. The record is from RefSeq and is a predicted model, not a curated record. The transcript has 13 exons. Gene Ontology annotation, molecular function: actin filament binding. Gene Ontology annotation, cellular component: cortical actin cytoskeleton; apical plasma membrane; apical junction complex.
AAAAAGUUUGGUCCCUCCUCCUCCUCCAUUCUCCGCUCUCCUUCCACCUCUCCGGGGCGGCGCACUGUUGUUUUCACCGGUGAUGGAGACGAGAAUCCCGCUACUGCCACCGUCCAUGCGGCUACCGGCUCAGCUCCUUUAGUUUAACCCGCAAAAACCGUGCACAAAACAGCGCCAAAGUGCAAAAAGAGAGCGCCGGGAGUGGAUGACUGCGCAUGGACAUGGACAGGACCGAGCAGCGCGUGUCCGUGGCCCACGUAGAGGUCCAUUUGAGCGGGGGAGCGCCGUGGGGAUUCACGCUGAAAGGAGGUCUGGAGCACGGAGAACCGCUCAUCAUCACGAAAAUUGAAGCCGGGGGGAAGGCGGCCCUGUGUCAGAGGCUUAGAGUCGGGGACGAGCUCAUCACCAUAAACGGGACAGUUCUCUACGGCAGCAGACAGGAGGCACUUAUCCUCAUCAAAGGCUCCUACAGAGUCCUCAAGCUCACCGUGCGCAGGCGUAGUUUGCCGGUUCCCAGACCUCACUCCUGGCACCUGGACCAGAUCUCGGAGCCGUCCUUACCUCCCCCUCCUCCCCCCUCUCCCCCUUGUCUCCUCCCCCCCGCAGACUCCACCCCUCUCCCCCCUCCUCCCCCCUCUGCCAUGCAGCUCCACCCCGCCCCCUGCCCUCUGCCCUGGCACAACAACGACCACAGUGAUUUGUCCAUCCAGUGGGGUGCCCUGUCUCGUCCUUACUCCUCCACCGAUCGUAGCAGUUCUCUGGGCUCUAUGGAAAGCCUGGACACGCCCACUCCCACAACACAAACAAACUACGAUUCCCACAAUUCACCUGUGGACCCCGCCCUCUUCAACAACAAAAGAGACUCUGCUUACAGCUCGUUCUCUGCAAGCUCCAAUAUGUCAGAUUACGCUACGGUGCCUUUAAGGUUUGGCGAAGGCGGAUCUAUGGAAAAUCUACUUCAAAAUUUAGGAUCGAAUGGAGAUGCUAGCCAGGUUUUGGAUAAUGGACAACUUAUUGCACUUAAGUCCAGAUCUUUAACUAGACCGAGACCAAAACAGUUUGAAAUGAAAGAACGCCCAUCUUCUUGCUGUUAUGAAGAUGAGCGAAAAGUUAACGAAUUAGCGAUUUUACAAAAUGGCAAGAGCGAAACUAAAAUUAAGUCCAACCCACCACAACCUCCUACAAGAAAAGACAGUUUCAGAGCGACUAAAACUAGACCAAUCAUUACCAACGAUCGCUGCUCCUCUGCUCCUAUUGAAAUCGGCAAUGCACCAAAUUUCUACGACGAUUGCACAACGACAAAAAAAUCCGUUCAAAAUGGCUUCCUUCCUUUGGAAAAUGACAAAGAUGAUUGCUUGGAGUCUUGCUACAUUCAAGACAAAGCACCCAUAACUUGUUCUAAAUCUUCAAAUACGGAAACUACCAUUUUUAGGCCUCAAAAUAAACACUCUACAAAUGUUUUGCACCGGCACAGCGCUCCAGAAAAACUACUAGCGCAACUACAGCUCUUGCAAUUUGAUGACGCGCCAAUUGAGGCUUACAUGCAGCCGGAGUCAACAAAUGUACCUUCUAGUAGCAGUAGCCAGCGGUCCCAACCAGAAAACGAUAAAAAUUCUUUGCAAACUUUGUCCAGUAAAUGGGGCGGUAGUCGUAGUUCAACUCCUGGUUCACUAUUUUUAGAAGACUGUGUAGAAAGAGAAGAAUUCCAAAAUGAAAAAUUGGAAGUCAGUUGUGAAACUUCAAAUCAAGUUGCGUGGGGGAGGUCUGUUAGCGUGCCAGAAGAGCAGGUAGCUUUAUCAGUUUGUAAUAAUACUUUGGACAAUGUCAAUGAGAGAGAUUUCCAGCCACUAAGUUCAGCUCUGAGUGUUGACACCUUAGUUGAAAAGAAAACUGAAAUCAUUGAAGUCGAAAGCGCAACGUUGAAAAAAUCUUCUCGCAAUCUCAGGAAGAAUCGGAGACGGAAUGAGCGUUUUGCCACAAACCUGAGAAAUGAGAUCCAGAGAAAGAAAGCCCAACUUCAGAGCAGCCGUGGCCCAGGUGGGUUGCUCUGUAGCGGGGAGACCGUUCACGAAGAGGGCCCUGAUUUUCAAGAAGACGGAGAUUUUGAACCAGAAAGAAAAGUUGCAUUUGCUACGACUACUACUGAUACUGCUGCUACUACUACUUUGGAACACCCUAAGACAACAAUGGAAAACUGUUUGCUAGAUUCAACUAAAGAAGUUGUGCAGUCCAACCCAUCAAGAGCUGUUCAAAUUGUCGACUCGGGUGUAGCUAGUUUUGGUAUUCGCGUUAUUGAAGAACCAGCACCCGCAGGUAAAGCCAGAAGAUGGCGAUGGACUCCCGAACACAAACUUCAACCCGAAAAUGACCCCCAACCAAGACGCAACGAUGAAAAACUUUUGGCUCCUUCUCGCCACGGAGUUUGCGCAUUCAUGUCUUCGUCAAUUUCCACCUAUCCUCGAUCGAUGUCUUGUUCGAGGAUGGAGCAGUCCGAUAUUUUGCCGUUCGCAGACAGAAUGAAGUUUUUUGAGGAGACGAGCAAAAGCGGAAUUACAAAAACUGCGAGCCAACCAAAACAAAAGUCCUACAAUGUACAGGAACAAGCCGGAGAUCUUGGACCUUACCAAUCGCAAAGAAGAUAUUCGUAUCAAGGCGGUUACAGACAAGAAAGUUCAAAUUUGAUGGAGGCAAGGAGGCAAUCGGUAAGUGCGAAAGAGAGGGAGGAAAGACUGAGACAAAUGAGAGGAGAAUUGGAGGAGAGGGAGACAGAAGAACGGAUGCGCCAAUGGGAAAGGGAGAGAGAGAUGGAGAGACGACAGGAGCUGGAGAGGAUACGAGAGAUGGACAGAAUGAAAAGAGAGAAAGAGGAGAUGGAGAGAGAAAGGGAGGAAUAUUUUGCAUCAAAUUGUCAAGAGAUUCACCAAAACUACCAUCAGCGCAGGGAUAAUUUGAACAACUUUCAGCCUGACUCCUGUUCGGCCUUUUAUCCAGUGAAGGGGCCAUCGCUGCAGUUUGAUGAUCAGCGCCAUCAAGGAUUUACUCCGACAGAGAUGUAUUCCGCCCGGCAACAGGAAACCACCAAGCUCAACAGGAAGUACAGCCUGACGGAGAGGGACUUUUCAAGCAGACCAUGGGAGUCCAGACCUGUAGAGCAAAUCCGCCGGACGCACAGACAAGACAGUCACUCUGCACCUGCCCCUGCCCCUCUCCGCACCAGGGCCAUGUCCGAAAACGACCUGCGCUUCGAGGCUCCCCACCAGCGCUGGUCCCCCUCUCUCUCCAUCGCCAGCACUCAGACCCUGACUGAAGUGAACGAAGGAUUUAACCAGAACUUGACAGAAAAAACAGCAAAGAAAAAGACCCCUCCUCCUCCCAGACCCCCACCUCCAAAAUGGGAACAGUUUCAUAAAAGACGAGCAUCGCAUCACGCCAUCUACUCCUCCUCUCCUCAAACUGUGACGGGAGCCUUCUCCAGCCAGUCUUCAUUUGAAGAGACGUCCAGACAGCGCUCCUAUAGUCUGCCUCCUACUAGACAAGAACUCAGCUCCACAACAAGCACAUGUUCAAAGUGCUCCUGUCACCAAGAUCAAAAUUUCCCCCAAAAUUCAAGAAACCACCACCAAAACCUACCACAUGAUGAAAAUUUACCCCCAAAUUCAAGAAACAACCACCAAAAUCUAGCCCAGGACCAGCCAACACUGCAAAGUUUGCACCAAAACUCGACCGACAACCAACGAUUUCACCAAACUCAAGAUAUUCAGUGCUAUAACCAGGUCCCUCCCAUUCAAGUUCAAAAUUCUGUCUCCUCCGAUCAAAUUCAACCCUCUCACGAAUUAUCCAAUCAUAGCUGGCCUUACCACCACAUCCCAGCCAAUCAAAUUCAAGCUCCUCGUGUACUGUCCGGCUGUAGACAGAUUCAGGAAGUCUCACCAGCCAAUCAGAUUCCACCUUUGUCGGUUUCCUCCAAUGAAAUCCAACCAUCUCAAAUUCAAAAUCGGCCUACUUAUAAGCAACCCGCCUACGUCCCACCAGCCAGUCAGAUACCUCCACUCCACCUCUCGUCCAAUCAUAUGCAAGAACCUCUCUUCACUAUAGCGCCCCCUAGCCCCAUGUUCUCGCGGCGCAGCUUCAGGCCAGUGGCGCCGCCCCAGUGGAACAACAGGGGAAGUGUCAGUGAAGAGACAGAAGAGUUCCCACCUCCUCCUCCUCCGGUCGCAGACGACUUGGACGACAGUUUUUCAGACUCCGAAACAAACGUCAUCUUAAACCAAGAACAAAUUACCAAAACCCAACCGUCUAUCACAAGGCACACAGCUGAAUGGGAAAGAUCUGUAUCUCCCAGGAUUCAUAGUGACACACCUCCACCACCUCCUCCUCCUGUUUUUCAAAAUGGAAAUCCAGAAACUUCUCUCUCUAUUAACUUACAACAAAACCACAAUUUGAAAUCAGAAUUUGAAACUAUAAACAAUAUAAAUGGCGUGAUUGAACCAAAAAAUAUCGAAAUUGACUCAGAGACUACUUUAAGUCCAGCCCAGAGUUUAGACACAGAUUUGGAUGCACCACUAGAGACGGACAUUGACGACUUCCAGGAGGAGGGACUUCCUGUUGCGAACGAGCCAAUCAGCAGCGAGCUCCCGUGCUUGGCUCUCCCUGUAACGGUGCUGGAGACGGACCUUGACACGUUACCCGAGCAUGAGACCUCUCCUUCGAGCACGGCACGACCCGACAGCAGCCUCCUGGAGGAAGAGCUGGAGGUCCGGGAGGAGGGGAGCCUGGAGGAAAUCUUCCCGCAGAGCAGCGAGGGCGAGUCGGGCACAGAGAGCUGGAGAGGGGCCUCCCAAAGCACGGAGCACAACACCGACAGUCUGGACAGGCGCUCUGGGGCAAGUUCGAGCUGCUCGUCUUAUUACAGCACAUCCACAGCCAAAGCUCAGCUUCUGUCACAGAUGAAGGAUUUCACCGAGGAGAGAGAGAACCAGGAUGAACUCAUGUAUAAGAAGCAGCUGAUGGAGAGUUUGCGGAAGAAGUUGGGAGUUUUGAGAGAGGCUCAAAGAGGACUUCAGGAGGACAUCAGAGCCAACGCACAACUCGGCGAAGAGGUGGAGGCGAUGGUGGUGUCUGUGUGUAAACCCAAUGAGGUGGAUAAGUUCCGGAUGUUCAUUGGAGACUUGGACAAAGUGGUCAGUCUGAUGCUGUCUCUGUCCGGACGCCUGCUCCGAGUGGAAACGACUCUGGAUACCCUGGACUCUGAGAGUGACCACGAAGAGAGGCUCCCUCUGCAGGAGAAGAAACGUCAGCUCAUGCGCCAGUUGUCGGAGGCUCAGGACUUAAAGGAGCAUGUGGACCGCAGAGAGCAGGCUGUGAGCCGAGUCUUGGGCCGGUGUCUGAGUCCGGAGCAGCACCGAGACUACAGUCACUUUGUGAAGAUGAAGGCAGCUCUCCUGGUGGAGCAGAAGCAGCUGGAGGAUAAGAUCCGUCUGGGAGAAGAGCAGCUCCGUGGGCUCAGGGAGAGUCUGGGGCUGGGGGUGGGGGCAGGCUUCGGGUUAGCGAUGGGCUACGGGCAAUACUGACGCCUGCAGCCAGGGGGCGACUCUUGCACCGCACUGAGGGAUAGAACCCGAACAAACUAAUUCAACGGCUUAUUUUUCACACCACAAGUACCACCAAAGAAAAGAUUUGGCUUUCCGAGUCCCACUAGAUCUAAACCACAUCUACAACAAGUCUAAUCUAGGACCAGGUCUGAAAAUGCUCUACAUCAUUUCCACUGUUCUAAACAAGACAUUAUCUAAAGGAGGAUAAAGAAGUGGAUAAAAGAACUUUAAAUUAGACAAACCCACAAACUGAAGAACUGUCCAUGUACGACCUGAAGGAGCUCGUGUACCACAGUUUGAGAAACACAGAACUAUUUUUCUGAUACGUCUGUAAUAAUUGGAGAUAGAAGCUUCAAAUAGAUUAACUCUGUAAUUACAGCACCUGUCCACAACAAAAACUGGCACAAAGUUCAUCUUCUCUGCCAGUGUAGGUUAAAGUGAGACUAAAUGCUUAAACUCCGCCCACAACCACACUUUAAAUAGACCUGCUAAACUGGGCAGUACCUGGAGGACUAAAUAAGCUAGGUGUUUGUAAUCAGAAACAUGGACAGAAGGAUCCAGAACAUUUCUACUGAGGAGGAGCUGACGACAUGAAGAAUGACAUUUUUACACUGAUGGGAACUUCAGAAGGAAUUUAGUCUAAUUUUGACUUGAGCAAUUUUCAUGUGGUUUACAUUUUAGUGGCCAAAACUAUUUAGUUGUAUUUGUUUGACAUGAUUCUGAUCAUUCACUGAUCUUUAAAGCCACAGUAUGUAACUUUUUAGGCAACAAAUAGACUAAAUGUGUGUGUUUAUGGCAUCUGGAAAAACUUUGAGUGGUCUUCCGUCUCCACAAACCUGACUCUUUUUUUGACCUGAAGAAAAAAGAAAUGUUGUUCCUUUGGCUAUAAUCUUCCACACUAUGGCGUAAACCUUAUUAAUCUCUAUUCAGGUGACACACAACCUCCAGAAAGUUACAUACUGUGCCUUUAAUAUUUGAAGUUUUACAAACCGAUGACUGUAUCAAUGAUCCCCACUGCUGAGAAUAUUUUUCAUGCAAAACACUAAACACUAAAUACACUAAAUAAGUCUUUAAACCGUUAUCACUGUAGCUGUGCCUUGUUUUCACUACAUUUGCAUUGCCAAAGACACUAUUUGCUUUUGUUUUUUAAAUCGCUGCUUAAAUAUUUUGGUGCUUCACUUUCAGUUUUUUCCCAUUUUUGUGAAGUCACAUUAACCAAUAUUUUUCUUUCUUUGUAUUUUAUGAAUGUUGCGGGACGACACGCCUGCCUGUUUCCACGUUUGAAAAAAAUAUUAUUUUCUGAUUGUUUUAAACAUUACUGUAACUGUUUGAGUGGAGUUUGACACUUCACCCUUUUGUACAAAUACUUUUGUAUCUUUGAAUUGUAUAUCCCUUUUGUGUAUAUUUGAAACGAUUUGGAUGUAAAAAUAUGACAGAAAAAGAACCAGAACGAUUGCAUUUGUUGUAUAUUUUGACAAGGACCUAAUUUUGAUCUGAAAUUUGAUGAUGAAAACUGUUAAAACUUUGCUAAAUAAGUUAGAGUUAGGGUUAACUUUUCUGGUGGAGAUAUUGAUUUACUUGGAAUGCUCCCUAUUAUGGCAUUAAACCAGACCAAGUUACAGGUCAGAUGUAACUUCGUCUGGAAAAGCAACCUCACCCUCUGUAAGAAUGUGUAUUUUUUAAAGGCGACAGUAGCUCAGUUGGUGCUGCUUGUCCGACGGGUCAAAUCCCACUUAACAUAAAAAAUAUAAUUGGUUGAACAGGUUGGCUGUGCCUCCCACAAAUGAAUGCUGCCGCUGUGUCCUCGGGCAAGACACUUAACCCACCUUGUCCCCAGUGUCUGCAUAUGAAUGGGUGAAUGGGUGAGUGGUUCCUUGAUCUGAAGUGCUUUGAAUGCCUUAGAGGUCGAAAAGCACUUUAUUAAAUAUAAACUAUUUCACCAUUGACCAAGGCAAUAAAACAGCUGUAAUGAAAAAAAAUGCAAGAACAAUUUAAUGGCAUACUGUGGAACAUUCCGGGUAAAUCAGCAUCUCCAUGGAGACAAGCAGGUGGUUGACCCUUCACUAGAAAAGUUACACUGUACACCUUUAAUAGAAAUUCCAAAUUAAAAAUCAGUGAUUAUCCAGUAAUUACAUAUUUAACACCUGUUGCACCCGGCUGUUUUUGUAUUUUAAGUAUUUUAAAUUUUAACAUUUAUUUUAUUUUGGUUCUUGUAAUUUUAUCAAAACACUAAAGACUCUUUCCAUAUUUCACUGUUUAUUUUUGUACAUAUUUUUCUUGAUUUUUCACCAAAAUGACAGAACUGAAGUUGCUCGAAAAGUUAAAUUGUUAAGUUUGAUGGUUUUUGUAAAAUGGCUUUUUUUUUUUUUUUUUUUUUUUACUGUGGAAAAUGUGUACAGAGAAAAAAGCAUAAAUGAUAAUAGUAUUUU